GGUUAAUUGUGCACACGUGUGCGGAUUCUGUCUACAGUAGCACUCUCUGGCAGCCAGUGACUUUUUAAUCCAUCUACCAUCAUGUAAUUCAGCCCAAUGCUAAGCAGCACAGAUACGGCUUGGCGCUUUUUUUAACUCUUAGGUCAGGGCUCGACAAACCCAGGAGCCAGGCUGCCAGAAGUUAUCAUGGUUUCAGGUUCUGACAAAAUAGUUUAAAAAGAGAGAAAAACAUUUACUACAAACAUUUAUGGCUCAGCUGUCAAACAGGGACUUCUCUAGGAUUAAUGGCUACGUUCUCAGCCCAAAAAUGAAAAAUAAAAAGACGCAGUCUGAACGCCAGAACAUUGAACCGAAGAGUGAACCUGAAGAUGAAGUGCCCAUAACGCCAAUAGAGGAGGACCACAGUAUGGCACAGGGGAAAGGGACUAGGACGCAUGAUAAGCUCACAGAAGGGAUGGAUUCUUUGCCAUUGGCGAAGAAGAAGAGGAAGAAAAAGAACCGUUUGUAUGACUCUGUAUUAGAAAAUGGUCUCGUCUUGCCCUCUGAGUCUAAUGGUGACAUUGAUGCAACUCUUGGUAAUCUGAAUGUACCAUCAAAAAAGAAGAAACACCGUAGAGCGGAGGAUUCGUUACAAAAUAGUUCCUGCUGUGUAGGAGAGGCGUCACCUACCAAUCAGUCUGAUCCAGUGAAUCCCAAAAAGAAAAAAAAAAAGAAAAAACAUUGUACAAAUGACGAGCAGAAUGAAGAAGAGCCGUUGUUUGCCGAGCAUCUCUCUGAAGAGGAGGAACCACUGAGUUCAAAAAAGAAAAGUAAGAAAAAACAUCACGUACAUGAUGCUCGGCACAAUGCAGAAGGAGACAAGUCGUUUGAUCAUUCUGAUGCAGAUCUGCAGAAUUCAAGCAAGAAGAAAAAGAAGACCAAACAUUACAGAAGUGAUGACCAAAGCCAUGGGGAAGAGACGUCAUUUACAGAGCAACUGGUUGUCAGCAAUGCACUAAACUCAAAGAAGAAGAAAAAGAAGAAAAAACACCCCCCAGAAAAUGAUCAGGACCAGGAGGAAGACGCUGGAUUUACCGAGCAGCCUGAUGUGGAAGACCCUCUCUUUACGAAAAAGAAACGAAAAAAGGAAAAGCAUAAGGCAGCUGAAGAUCCGAGCCAGUGGGAAGCAGAUACAUUGCUGGUUGAUCUGCCUGAUACAGAAGAUCAACUCCGUUCAAAGAAGAAAAAGAAGAAAAGGCAUUACAAUAAUCACAAUGAGGAGAAACAAGGGGAAGGAGACCCAGCAUCUGCACCCCAGACUAAUGCAGAAGAUCAUUUUUAUACCAAGAAGAAGAAAAAGAAGAAUAAAACUGACCUCAACAAUGAACAGGAACAAGUGGACGGAGGCGUCUCGCUUGUCGAGCAGCCUAAUCUAGAAGCCCCCGUGCAUACAAAGAAGAAAAAGAAGAGGAGACAUGACACCAGUGAUGAGCAGAGUAAAGGGGAAGGGGAUCAGACAUGCUCUGGGCAGGCCGAUACCGAAGGCGAACCCCAACCAAAGAAAAAAAAGAAUAAAAAACAGCAGGAUGAAGACGAGGACCAAGGGGAAGAAGACGCUGCAUUUUCUGCGCAACUUGAUGUUUUAAGCCCACUGGAUUCAGUGAAGAAAAGAAAAAAGAAAAAAUCUGUUGAAAAUCCUGAGCUGCACCAGAAGGAAGAUGGUCUGCUAGAGGCGGAAUUGGCUUCCGCUGGUCAUAGUAAACACAAGAAGAAAAACCACCGGGAAAGCGUGCUGGAAUCCUCUGCAAAUAUCAAUGAAAGUGAAAGCCCGGCAGAGCGACCUGCAGAGAAACGUAAGCAGAAGAAACACAAAUCUUUACAAGGGACGUUAGCUAAAGAAAAUAUUAGUGAAGUUGCAGAACCCAUAACGGAAGAGGGAGAUGCGCAAUGUGAACCACGUCUCAGUAAGAAAUCACGGAAACGUGACAAAUCCGUAGCUGCUGAUCCAGACUUGUCUGAACCCGCGACCGAGGACAAGGUCGAAAAAUCUGUUAGCAAAAAAAAGAAGAGAAAAAAAAACCUUGACGAAGCCACAAGUGAGCACGACCCGGUGCCAAAAAGUCCAGCUGCAACCAAACCCACUGCUGAAGGGGACAUGCAAGAUUUGAGAGCUCAGCAAGAGAAUGUGCAACGUCAUAGGAUCGCAUUAUCCCAGGAAAUGACACAUAACCUCACUUCUUCUAAACCAAUUACUAAGAAAAAAAGAAAAAGAAGCUCAGAAAAAUGUGAGGAUAUCUUGGCAACCCUGAGCCAAAAUGACAUCGAUCUCUUGAAAGAGUUUUUCCCCAAACUCAUGUCGCUGAAGAAGUCGACAAUCACUACUUUAAUCCACGAAGACCUAGAGCGAAUCCGAGAAGCAAAAAAGAAAGGGAUCACCUACUUGAAGGGCAGGUUUACCACAGAGGAAAACAAUCAGCUAAGAAAGAAUGUGGCAGAGUUUAUGACAAUGACUGAAAUAGACAGUGCUGAGAAGCUGUUUCAUAGCCAGCGGUAUCCGGAUCAGAGAGAAUGGAUUGAGCAGAAAAAGAAAGAACUCAACUUCAGAUACAGAAUGGCUGAAAACAUAGCUCGCCCAGUGCAUGAAGUUUGCCACCGAGGGGUUAAAAUGUUUGACGAGUCGAGCAACAAAGGACGCUAUACAGAGGAGGAAGUGGAGAAUCUGAAGAAGUAUUGGACAAUGUACGGCAACAAAUGGAAAGUGCUGGGAGAUUUAGUUGGACGAAAUAAUGCUACGCUCCAACUGAAAGCCUCACAGCUUAGACAAGAGGUCGUACGAGGGAGCUGGACUAAAAAGGAGAUAAACCGAAUGAUAAAGGCCAUUAAAUCCUUUGUUCUAAGCCCAAAUUGCUCAAACAAUCCAGAAAGCAGCCAAGAACCAGAUGUCAUCCCCAAACGCAAGUUGUACCAAGGCAUUCCCUGGGUACAAAUAGAGAAGAAGGUGAAGACCCGGAACUGGAGCCAGUGCAAAACCAAAUGGACAGAAGUUCUUCUAUCGCGGAUGAACAACGGGACAAAUGUGUUACAAGGAGCAGCAGGCCUAGAGCUCAGCAUCAAUUUUAUUAAAUGGCUUCACACGUCUGGAAUAAAAGACAGCGGUCAGGUGAACUGGGCUGAGCUGGCUGAUCAUUUAGGGAAUAUCCCCCCUAUGGUUGUUCAGGUGCAUUUUUAUAAACUUAAAUCAAAGUAUGUUCCAAACUGGAAGAAUGUAGCUUUUGAGGAAAUUGUGCAUCGGCUGUAUAAAGAUGGAAUACCACAGCUGGAAGCUCUUCUACUCACAAUGCGCACACAGACCACACUCCAGCCUCAGGUAAUUGAGAUCAAAAAUGAAUUUUCUGUCGCAGAAAUAUUUCGAACAUACACUUCCGAAGAGAAGCACAUGAUAAUGCGAAGUAAGAAAAAUGGUCCGUAAAGAGAAUAGCUUUGCCAUUUACAGGAGACCAAGCAGUAUCUGGACUGAAUCCAUAGAGUCGUACACCCUAGGUGUCUGCCUUAUUGGAUGUGUAAUUCAGGAACACAGGCUAAAAAUAAUUUUUCCAGCUGUUAGAGAUCUGGAACGCUAAAACUAUGAACUAUAUACAGAAUAUACAGCCAUUUAAUUUUUUUUUUUACAUGAGAUUUCAUUUUAUCGUUUGUUAUUUUACCUACUGUUAAUUAUAAAACAAGCCAGUGAUAGGGAUAGCGCUGAUAAGCUAUUGAAGGAGCCACUGGGGGACCCACUGUGGAAUAUGUAAGCGUAUAUAUCGGAGUGUGUUAUAAAAAAAUGGUAUUUCUUCUAGCUUAUGUUAAAAAAGGUUUGAUGUGGCUCAGAAUACACAAAUGUUAGGUUGUCCUAGUUACACCAAUAUCAGUUAAUACACGGAUCCAGUAAAAGUUUAUAUAUAUUAUUUAUUGCUGGGUAUUCAAUAUAUAAUAAAAAUUAGAUAAAAUAUGAACAAAAUAAAAUAUGGCUCCUAGAAAAAAUUGUAAGCACUAAUGAUGAUACAUACAAACGCAUAGAGGUGGACCCUGAUUGGCAAUCACACACAGCUCAGCUGGAGAAAUGAGCUGGAGAAACGAACGGGCUUCCAGGACAAAUCCGCUUGUAUCGGAAGAAGCUGUUUUUAACAACCCCUUGGGAAAAGACCCGUCUGGAUAAGGGGAGGUAACUAUUCACAGGCAACCGUGUAUACCACAAAGGAUUUUCACAAACCUCAAAAGGAUAUAGAGUAACCGGCAACUGGUGGUGGAAUACCUACUAUCAUUUGAAAGCAGCAAGUUUUAAGCAGGCUCCUUAACGCUUAGUAACAGCGACCAUUAAAGUAAAAAAGAACUUUUUCUCUUCAUCACGGACCGGUCUGUCCUCACAAAGUCGCAACAAAGACUGUUUAGAAGUACUUUAAUUAGCAACUUACUCAACCAAUAUUGCAGCACAAAUCACAUAUGUGUUGAAAUUUAAGGAGAAACUAAGACUUAAAGGGACAGUCUAGGCCAAAAUAAGCUUUCAUAAUUCAGAUAGAGCAUGUAAUUUUAAACAAUUUUCCUAUUUACUUUUAUCACCAAUUUUGCUUUGUUCUCUUUGUAUACUUAGUUGAAAGCUUAACCUAGGAGGUUCAUAUGCUAAUUUCUUAGACCUUGAAGCCCACCUCUUUCAGAUUGCAUUUUAACAGUUUUUCACCACUAGAGGGUGUUAGUUCACUUAUUUCAUAUAGAUAACACUGUGCUUGUGCACGUGAAGUUAUCUGGGAGCAGGCACUGAUUGGCUAGACUGCAAGUCUGUCAAAAGAACUGAAAAAAGGGUCAGUUUGCAGAGGCUUAGAUACAAGAUAAUCACAGAGGUUAAAAGUAUAUUAUUAUAACUGUGUUGGUUAUGCAAAACUGGGAAAUGGGUAAUAAAGGGAUUAUCUAUCUUUUAAAACAAUAACAAUUCUGGUGUAGACUGUCCCUUUAAAGAAACAAUUGGGAAUUAAUAAUCACUUGGAAACACUUAGAAAUAAACACUUUUGUCAUAUUUUUUCAUCUUUUUCUUUAUUUUUUAUUAUAUUUUUUAAUUUUUAUUCUUUUAUUUUAAAUGGCAUUUUGAUAUAUAGAUUUUCUACCACUUGGUCCCAUAGGAAUAGUGUUUUGUAUGUGGUCAAGGAAAAUAUUAUAUAUUGUGAAAUCAUAACGAGCUACUGAAUGUUUGUAUGUAUCAUCAUUAGUGCUUUCAAUUUUUUCUAGGAUCCAUAUUUUAUUUUAUUCAUAUUUUAUCUAUUUUUUAUUAUAUAUUGAAUACCCAGCAAUAAAUAAUAUAUCUAAACUUUUACUGGAUCUGUGUAUUAACUGAUAUUGGUGUAACUAGGACAACCUAACAUUUGUGUUUUCUGAGCCAUAUCAAACCUUUUUUAACAUAAGCUAGAAGAAAUACCAUUUUUUUAUAACGCUUACAUAUUCCACAGUGCGUCCUUCAAUAGCUUAUCAGCACUAUCCCUAUCACUGACUUGUUUUAUAAUUAUCUGUAAACCCUCAGGGAGUAAGGGUCUAUAUAUAAGGGAUUAGCUACAUUGAAGUUUUGUAAAUCAUCAGACCUUUUUAUUCCUUGAUGUAUCUUGUAUUUUACCUACUGUUGACUUGUUUCUAAAUGUAAAAAAACUCAGUGCUGCUGUAAAAUAUCAACAUUUUAUUUUUUUACAAUGCUAUAUUGUAUAACAAGGAAACUGUAAUGUACAUAAAGUUUUUAUUGUAUAAAGAAACCAUCUCUCGA
Molecule: messenger RNA, 5758 nt
Organism: Bombina bombina (fire-bellied toad)
Lineage: Eukaryota; Metazoa; Chordata; Amphibia; Anura; Bombinatoridae
Gene: TTF1
Product: transcription termination factor 1
Exons: 22
Coding region: 248-3448 (1066 amino acids)
Source: RefSeq, a predicted model, not a curated record